Vigna unguiculata (cowpea) is the source of this 747-nucleotide messenger RNA. RefSeq names its product RNA polymerase II transcriptional coactivator KIWI-like. The record is from RefSeq and is a predicted model, not a curated record. Gene Ontology annotation, molecular function: DNA binding; transcription coactivator activity. Gene Ontology annotation, biological process: positive regulation of transcription initiation by RNA polymerase II. NCBI's taxonomy places the organism in Eukaryota, Viridiplantae, Streptophyta, Magnoliopsida, Fabales, Fabaceae.
UAACAUGCUGUAAACAAAGAGAAUGAGAAUGGAAAAGUUUGAAACGCAGCGAGUGAAAUGAACUCACUCACGAGUAGUGUGACUCUUGGACUGGAGUGAAAUUUGGGCGCCAAAAGCUAUUUUAGAAGCAGAAAAGAAGAUUCGAGAAAUGUCUGGGAAGGCGAAGAGGAGAGACGAAGACGGUGCUUCCGACGCCGACUCUGAAGGCCACGCGCCGCCCAAAAAGACCUUCAAGAAGGAUUCCGACGAGGAAUCCGACUCUAUUGUCGUCUGCGAGAUUUCUAAGAACAGGAGGGUUUCUGUGAGGAACUGGCAAGGCAAGGUUGUGGUUGACAUUCGCGAGUUUUACUCCAAGGAUGGCAAACAAUUGCCUGGCAAGAAAGGUAUCUCGUUGACCAUGGAUCAGUGGAAUGUGCUUCGCACUCAUGUUGAAGAAAUUGACAAAGCAGUCAGUGAAAAUUCUUAGGAAAUGGGCACCGUGUGUAAUUACUAAUCUACAAAAUGACAUGUUUAUACAGUAUUUUGGAUUAUUAGAACAACACUGAAGGGUUAUGUGAUGUCUAAUCACACCUUUUCUAAGCUGCUACUGCUAUUGUAGGUUUUGGAUGUCUAGCUUUGCUUAAUGGUGCCUGUAAAGUGAGCAGUUAUAUGCUAGUUUUUAUCUAUAUGCUCUGCUUCCAGUCUACUGGUGGAACAAACCUUGGAAGUGUUCUCUUAAAAUGGGAAGAAAAAACACGCAUUGAAAAA